Tribolium castaneum (red flour beetle) is the source of this 1736-nucleotide messenger RNA. RefSeq names its product esterase B1. The transcript has a single exon. Gene Ontology annotation, molecular function: serine hydrolase activity. NCBI's taxonomy places the organism in Eukaryota, Metazoa, Arthropoda, Insecta, Coleoptera, Tenebrionidae. The record is from RefSeq and is a predicted model, not a curated record. Bases 90 to 1736 code for a protein of 548 amino acids.
ACGUCAAAAUUGUCACGACUGACAAUUCAAAUUCAAAAAUGUAGUUUCGGUUAAAUUAAAAAUAAAAAAAAAUAAAUAAAACAAAAACAAUGCCAAAAUUACUCGUGACUAUCGAAGAAGGCACACUGCGCGGCAAAAAAUCAAAAACCUACCUCGGAGAAACGUUCCACAGUUUCUUGGGAAUCCCCUACGCCGAACCCCCGAUCGGGCCGCUGCGCUUCAAAGCCCCGGUCCCCAAACGCCCAUGGCAAGGUAUACGAAACGCCACCAAAGAAGGCCCAGCGUGCCCUUCACCUCACAUGUUUUUCCAGUUCUACGUAGGUUGCGAAAACAACUGUCUGAACCUAAACGUAUUCACGAAAAAUUACAGUACGUUGCGACCGGUCAUGGUGUGGAUACACGGCGGCGCUUUCCUCAUGGGCAGCAACACCAGGGCGGUCUUCGGGCCUGACUACCUCAUGUCCGAAGACAUAGUCCUGGUCUCAAUCAACUACAGACUCGGAAUACUGGGCUUCCUGUGCCUGGAGGACCCCUCCCUGGGCGUCCCGGGCAACGCAGGCAUGAAAGACAUGGUCCUGGCCCUGAAAUGGGUCCAAAGGAACAUCGCACACUUCAAAGGCGACCCGAAAAAUGUGACCAUUUUCGGCGAAAGCGCCGGCUCGGCUGCCGUCAAUUACCUAUGCUUGUCGCCCUUAAGUAAGGGACUUUUCCACAAAGCCAUCGCCCAGAGCGGCUCACCCUUGAACUACUGGGCCUGCGGUUCCAGAAACGCAAAAACUGUUGCCCAAUUCUUACGUUUUAAUGACCCUAGCGAGGAAAAACUUUUGGGGUUUUUGCAAAAAUUGUCGGCGAAAAAAAUAGUAAGGGCACAGUUUCAGAUCAAAAAUUGCGAAGCUAUGGCCCCUGAUCAAGUGGCUGUGUUCGGCCCAGUGGUGGAGAAACCAUCGGACGAACCGGCGUUUCUCCCGGAACCACCGAUCGAGAUUUUACGCAAGGGCAGCUUCAACAGUGUCCCUUUAAUCAUCGGGUACACGAGUAGUGAAGGGAUUUUGUACCAGCUGGCAGUUAGGCUUUUCAAAACGCGGCCGGAAGUCGAUUUCGGGAAGGAAAUUCCGUACGAUUUGAAAAAAACGCAAGAGUUGGCCCUCAAAGUACGGAAAUUUUACUUCGGUGAGGGAGAAAUUUCGCGGAAUGGCGACCAAAUGGUCACACUCAAGACUGACAAUAACUUCGUCCAUGGGAUUCACCGACAGAUCGCCUACAUGAAAACGGCCAACAAAGCGCCGAUUUUUCUCUACCGCAUGUCACUUGAGACUAGCAUUAAUUUGAUCAAAACCUUGUGUACCACAAAAUGCCCCGUUUGUUCCUUCCUUUGCUUGUUUUUUUCCUACAAGUGCUGCACGUCAGGUCAUUGCAUUAGACGUGCGUUCCCCAAAAAUCAAUUGAGUGGUGUUUGUCACGGUGAUGAUGUUUCCUACUUGUUCAAAUCGUUCGCCUCACCUCGCCUCAAAAAAGGCAGCAUUGAGGAAAUUUCCAUCAGACGUUUCGUCAAGUUGUGGACGAAUUUCGCAAAAACCGGGCACCCGACGCCGGUUAAAACCGAGCUGGUGGACGUGCUCUGGACGCCGGUGACGCCCGACUGUGAUUUUUUUCUCGACAUUGGGCGAGAGCUCAAGAUGGGUAAGAACCCGGAUUGGGAGCGAAUGCAGUUCUGGGACCGUUUUUACCCUAAUUAG